This is a messenger RNA of Aplysia californica (California sea hare), 612 nucleotides long. Its product is annotated as protein patched homolog 1-like. The transcript has 2 exons. The coding region runs from base 283 to 603 and encodes 106 amino acids. The record is from RefSeq and is a predicted model, not a curated record. Lineage: Eukaryota; Metazoa; Mollusca; Gastropoda; Aplysiida; Aplysiidae. Gene Ontology annotation, biological process: smoothened signaling pathway. Gene Ontology annotation, molecular function: smoothened binding; hedgehog receptor activity; hedgehog family protein binding. Gene Ontology annotation, cellular component: plasma membrane.
UCCGGUGGGAGGCAGCGAUGUUGUGGUGACUGUCUGAAUGUUUUCUACACGAGUUUUUCGUUUGUUGGAUACUCAUUUUCAUUAUGUAGUGCCUUGGAAUACAAUGGAAUUCUUACUUUCAACACGUGCUCGGUUUAAAAGCCGUGGACCCGGCUAGCGAAGGGUGAACUCGCUUUUCCUCGUACACUCGUGUUGUGUAGCUUCGCUCUCCAAGUCAGGGCGAAUGUAAGAUCGCCUUAGCUUUGUCCCUGGUUUGUGCCGGGGGGUCCUGAAGUUGGAAGUAUGUCCAACCGGCCCCGAAGGGCUGACCCAUCAAAGUCCGACCCUGAGCUGUUGACCAGGACUAGUUGGGUCAACGCUGAACUCGCAUAUCGACAAGUGAAACGGGGUCGGGCAGAUGGAAAUACAUGUGCCUUAUGGUUGAGACUUUACCUACAAAGAUAUCUCUACAGUAUUGGAUGUUUGCUGCAGCUUCAUUGUGGCAAAGUGACGUUCUUAGGAUUAUUGCUACUGUCAUUGUGUUGUGUUGGAUUAAAAACGGGACAUUUGGAGACCAACGUUGACGAAUUAUGGGUUGAAGGUACGUGUGGUGAUGCUUCAUAAUAUUGCAUG